UCGAAACCUAUCUGUGGAGUAAGGGAGGAUGUUGUAAAAGUUCUCCAUUUCGUGUUGGAGUCCAGCGCACAGACACUGCAGCUCAGCAAUCUACACCUCUCAGCUCAGGAUCAUGGCUUUCAGUCAGCAGUCACCUUUUUACAACCCAAGAAUCCCCUUCACUGGAUCAAUCCAUGGCGGUCUGCAGGAGGGGAAGUCUAUUAGCAUCAGCGGACGAGUCCUGCCUGGAGCAGACAGGUUCCAUGUGAAUUUACAGUGUGGUUCAAGGACCGGUGCAGAUGUUGCUCUCCACAUUAACCCGCGCUAUGACAGCCACCCUUAUGUGGUCACCAACACCUUCCAGUAUGGCAGCUGGGGCUCCGAAGACAGGAAGCACAACUCUCCAUUUCCUGCUGGAUCUCCCUUCAGCUUGCUUGUCACUGUCUCCCGGGAAUCCUACCAGCUGACCGUCAACGGCAUCCACUUCAUGGAGUACAGACACCGCAUCCCAUUUCAGCAGGUGGACACCAUCGUAGUAGCCGGGAAAGUGGAGAUUACCUCCAUUGCCUUCCAGAAUGCUGCGCCGGCAUUCCCUGCUCAGCCUGCAUUUCCUUCACAAGUAGCCUACCCCACCCAAGGUGCCUUCCCUUCUUGUCCAGCAUUUCCCUCGCAGCCUGGAUUCCCUGGUCAGCCUGGAUUCCCUGGUCAGCCCGGAUUCCCUGCGCAGCCUGGAUUCCCUGGGCAGCCUGGAUUCCCUGCACAGCCCGGAUUUCCUCCUGCAAUGCCUGCUGUUCCAUACAGAAACUUCAUCAGUGGUGGACUCAGGCCUGGCAGAACCAUUACAAUCCAAGGGACUGUUCACCCCAAUGCUACAAGGUUCCAUGUGAAUCUUAGUCAUCAGUCUGGUAUUGCUCUGCAUUACAAUCCCCGUUUCAAUGACAAUGCUGUGGUUCGAAACACCAAGACGUGGGACAAAUGGGGCUCUGAAGAGCGUGGUGGAGGGAUGCCCUUCUACCGGGGACAACCUUUCACGUUGACCAUCUGCUGUGAGAGUCAGUCUUUUCGAAUUGUGGCCAAUGGAAUGCAGACACACAACUACAAGCAUCGUUUCAAUCAGCUCCAGAGCAUUACCAGCCUGGAGAUUGAAGGGGACGUCAGUCUGACAUCUGUGAAUGUGUAGAGAUUCAAGACCUAUAGCUCGUGACGCCUUACAACGCGGUUUCCCGACUGUAAUCAUUACAGAACACAGUUAUGGGUCGUUCCAUAUAACAUCAACCAAAGUUAAAAAAGGUUCCCAUCUGAUUCCCUCAGAAUCAGCUUAGUUUGUGUGUACAAUAACGCUAGUAUAUUGAAUUAAGUUAUGCGGAAGUUUAUCUCUAUUCUACUACUAGCACAGAAGAGACAUACAAUUUUCCGGGCCAAAAACACAUUUGAAGUCUGUUAUAAAUAUAAAAACCCAUUUCAGGUUUCACAGUCAAAAGUAAAAAUCUCAUUUUUGUUCAGCAUGGUUUUUUUUUUUUAUACACACUUUAAAUGUUAGUAUCAUGGACUAUAUCAUAGUUUUAAUAGCAAAACUGUACCAGUUUAAUGUCUAUGACACAACAAUGGAAACGAGCAUCGGUCUGCUGAAUGUGUUCUUUUUUUCCGCUAAUCUUUUAAAAAAUUAUGAUUUUUUUGUUAAAACCUAAAGAGUCCUAUCACCAUGUGGGAUAAGUAGUUUGUCAAAACAAGUUAUAGCAGAUAAAAGGUCUCAUUUGAACCUACAUUUCUAUCAGUAUUGUCUUGUAACAACUGGUGCUCUGUAUCGUUGAGACCAGGGGACACUGUGUUCCCCGUCAUGCUCCCUGGGGUCAUGUAAAGGUCAGACUCAGGAUCUACAUGGUUGAUUCCCUUCCACGGCACACCAGUCUGGCACUCAAAUAUGGCUGAUCUUCUAGCCAUGAUUGUGUCUGUGUCAAAAUAAUUUGUAAUGUAGGGCACAAAAAUGUGGUCAUGCCAAUUAAAGCGCAAGAUUUCAAUCCAGUCCUCUAUACUUAAUGGACCUGUAACUAUAUUUAUAGUAUGAAGAUAAAAUUUUGCAUGGCUUUGUCAAAUAUACUAAAUGCAUUGUGUGUAUAUAUAUAAAAACAGCUGAUUCUGAGGGUUUUUAUUUUUUUUUAAUGGAAUGACUCAUUGCAUUUAUUAAUGACUUCAUGCAAAUUGAUUACUUUGGCUAUGUAUUGGAUAUUGUAUAUUCACCACCUGCUCAUAUUACAAAUAAUCAUUCUCAUUAUUAUAUGCAUAUAUACUCACACUGCACAAUCAUCACUGAGAUACAAGGAAACAAGACAAGACAAUUGAGAAAAACUAAGUACACGAAAACAGCAAAUCAAAUUUUUUCAACUUAUAGUAACUUUUGGAUUUCAUAGGACAGCAGAUUGGAUUUUGCUAACAAAGUGAAAAAAAAAGGAAGUGUCAACAGUUACCAGUACAGUAUAAGAGUCGAUAAUAAUGUGCUAACUUGCCUCUGAAAUGUGUAAUCAUUAAUGCUUUAUGAAACAUACAAUUAAAAUAUCGUAUAAAAAA
This is a messenger RNA of Stegastes partitus (bicolor damselfish), 2544 nucleotides long. RefSeq names its product lectin, galactoside-binding, soluble, 9 (galectin 9)-like 3 (gene lgals9l3). The transcript has 8 exons. Bases 113 to 1159 code for a protein of 348 amino acids. Gene Ontology annotation, cellular component: cytosol; nucleus. Gene Ontology annotation, molecular function: galactoside binding; carbohydrate binding. The record is from RefSeq and is a predicted model, not a curated record. NCBI's taxonomy places the organism in Eukaryota, Metazoa, Chordata, Actinopteri, Pomacentridae. Gene Ontology annotation, biological process: negative regulation of CD4-positive, alpha-beta T cell proliferation; negative regulation of type II interferon production; positive regulation of gene expression.